AUGCCUCGUCCUCGGAGGCCCGGUGCGCCGGAGCCUAAGCGAAGAAGCCGAAAGGGCUGUUGGCCGUGCAAAUCUCGUAAAGUAAAAUGUGGCGAAGAGAAGCCUUCGUGUCUCAACUGUCAACGGCAAGGUGAGGCAUGUGACUAUAGUGUCCGCCUCAAUUGGGGUGGCCGGACAAAACGAGCUUCCGUCGACUCACCUAUAUCCCAAUCAAGUGGAUAUGGUGGCACAAUUAUUUCCUUCUCUGACUCCACACCAACGAACAAUAUGGACUCUACUUCGAUGUCUAUGCCGGCGACGAGUAAUCCUGUAGAUGCUUUUGUGAAUGUUCAUACUAGCGAUAUGGGCUCCAUCUCCCCAGAUACUCCGGGCCACCUUGGACUCUUUGACUCCCAAAAGCCCCAUUCUGUAUCGGAAGGUGUAGGCUCGCCGGAUCAGGCUGGCAUUCAAUUUUCAUCUACUUGGCCAGAGCAUUCGCCGCUAACUCCAGUUUCGUCGGGCUCUUUGGCACAGUAUCCGUUUGGACCAACGUUUCAUGGUGCAUUUUCGCCUGCCGCUGAUCAAGGUGUGGGACUCCGGUCUCUAUCGGCAUUUCCUUUUCAUUCAAAUUCUGUGUCUCAGCCUGUAUCUUUUCUUCGCAACACGGUGGAUGACACGAAUCAUUCCCCCAAUGAAAAUGAGAGUCAACCACCAAGGACCAUGAUAGAUGAGCACAGUAUCGGACAUGGGCUGAAUGGGGCACCGAAAGACGAUCAUGGAAAUUCAAAUGUUCCAAAUCCCGGGGGUAUAUCGGCAUUCAUGUUUGGUUCAUCAAUUGCUCCAAGUAAUACUAGUUCGCCUGUCGGUCAUGAUGGGAUGGCAUUGUUCAAUCAUAUAGAUGCAAUACCCAACGAUGGAAAAGAAGAUCACCAGGCCACACGUGAAUCAGUUUCUGCUCAGAGCAAAUGGCAAGCAUAUCUCACGAGCGUAACCGAUAAUUAUGGGUUGGACUGUGGGCGACCAGACCGAGAUCUAGCCUCAAACAAUGACCACGCCGCAAUUGAUGUCAAUUCCGCUCUUGAUGUGAUCAGCUCUCGUGGGAGAUCCGAAGAAUCGUCUCCCAAAUCCUACCCUACGCCAUCAGUCCCUCAAAAUACUGAGUAUGGCGGGUAUUAUGCAUCUCCAGUCUCAAUCAAUAUUCCGAGGUAUCUCUCCCCGCUCCCACCGACUCUGCUGGAGAAUCCAAUCAAUUUGAUGUAUUUUCAUCAUUUCAUCAACCAUACAUCUCGAAUGUUGGUGCCUCAUGACUGCGACAAUAACCCGUUCAUGUCGGUCCUACCGUCAAUGGCAAUUGGUGACCCUAAUUUGCUCAAUUUAUUGUUAGCAUAUUCGGCCAGUCAUCGUGCGCGGUAUUUAGGACACCCCGAACCGUCCAAUCGUAUUGCGCACUGGGUCAGGAAUGUAUUCCCCACAUUACGUGUCGCAUUGGAAGCGACGCAUGAGGAGAUUACAGAUAGCCAUCUGGCCACCGCAAUUCUGCUAUUGUCGCUGAAGAUCGUUUCUCCGGGGACGUUUGAAGUUCCUAUCACCUGGCAGAGUCACUUGAAAUUGGCACGUGAUUUAUUCCUUGCGCGAAGUGACCGUAUCGCUCGACCUGGUAAUAGGAUUGGUGCAUUCUUUGCCCGAUGGCUAGGAUAUAUCGACACUGUUGGUGCAUUGUCAUGUCGUCAAGCUGGCCGACCGUUGAUGUUAUACCACUCUGUCUUGGCAGCUUGCUCGGGUCCAGGCAACUAUGAUGAAUUCACCGUGGAUUGCUUCACGGGGUUUUCAGCUCGUACUGGAUUCUUCCUUAUUCGGUUGGCGAAGCUGGUCCAGGAGUGCGAUAAUCAGCGAUUUGACGAGCUGGGUCAUUUCCGACCGGGGUGGCAUCCAUCUGCGGAUAUGGUGCUUGAGGCCCAGGCCGUCUUAGGCGACAUGGAUGGCUUGAGCGAUCGUGUUCAUGCUGAUCCCAAUCACCAUAUAGGCAUCGAAGGCCAAGAAAUGAUGGCCACCGAAGAGGCUUUUCGAUGUGCAGGGCUGAUUCAUCUCCAUCGUCGCGUAUUAGGAUCAUCAUCAGACUCCUUCCCAGUCAAAGAAGCUCUUCGACAGCUUGUAGAAGCCCUCGGGCGCAUGAGACUCGGUGCCUCUACUGAAGUUUGCUCACUGCUCCCAUUGUUCACUGCUGGCUGUGAAUCCAGAGACCAUUCUCAGCGAUCAAAGAUCCUCAAUCGGUUCUUGGUCCUAGAAAAGUCAGGCAUGAAACAGGUAAAUGACCUCAAUACUUAA
Penicillium angulare is the source of this 2304-nucleotide messenger RNA. Its product is annotated as Zn(II)2Cys6 transcription factor. Gene Ontology annotation, molecular function: zinc ion binding; transcription cis-regulatory region binding; DNA-binding transcription factor activity, RNA polymerase II-specific. The transcript is spliced from 4 exons. Gene Ontology annotation, biological process: positive regulation of transcription by RNA polymerase II. The coding region runs from base 1 to 2304 and encodes 767 amino acids. Gene Ontology annotation, cellular component: nucleus. The record is from RefSeq and is a predicted model, not a curated record. Lineage: Eukaryota; Fungi; Ascomycota; Eurotiomycetes; Eurotiales; Aspergillaceae.